Molecule: messenger RNA, 4405 nt
Organism: Habropoda laboriosa
Lineage: Eukaryota; Metazoa; Arthropoda; Insecta; Hymenoptera; Apidae
Gene: sno
Product: protein strawberry notch-like
Biological process (GO): regulation of DNA-templated transcription
Cellular component (GO): nucleus
Molecular function (GO): chromatin DNA binding; histone binding
Source: RefSeq, a predicted model, not a curated record
GCGAAAGCCAAGAUGGCGGCAGCCGUGUUUGGCGAACGCGUUUUAAGUGUGUCUCAGUUUAGACCGCAUAAAUGGCUUGGCCUAAGCGCAUAGUAAGUUCUUACGCUGUGAUCUCCUAGUUCGCACAAAUCACUGGUAGCCUGAUCGUCACUGGCUGAUGUCCGAUUGACGAGACACAACACGCGAGAUACUCAACCGAGGCAAAAAGUGUCUCGUGCACCCUGUCACAGUCAGCAUCCUCGAUUGCACGGCGAAGAUAAUAUUCACCGUCGUUGUUCCGUCGAGAUAUCGGUUUAUCUGAACAUUUCCAUAACUGUAGAGGCUUCGAAGGAUCUUCUGCCAUGUCAGCUAAAAGGGAUAAGGACGCAAUGAAUGAAGAUAGUAGCAGUGAUGAGGAUGAAGAUCCUGAUAACAUGGGUGUACCUGGUGGUGGAAAAGAUCUUGCCACUGCUACUGGGAUUGCAAAUAUAAAAGAUGAAAAGCCUAUAGAUGCAUCAUCUAAUGUUAUGGUUAAAGGACAAGCAGGGUUAAAUAUGUCAAAUCAGAAGUUUGGUAACAAAAUCCCUGGUGGAUUGGUAACUAAAACAGCAACACCAGGUUAUGAAAUGGUACGUGUGGGAGGAUCACAGGGUACACCACCUAGUUUUGUCAAUGCGAACCAGUUAGGUCAAUUAGGUCAGUUAGCUGCAGCUGGUGGACAUUAUUUCCCACCAGGAUUAGCAACUCUUGCAGGAUUCAAUCAUGCAGCUUUUUUUCCACCAAGCAUGGAUAUGAGCUUAAUGAGUGGUUUUAUGGGUAUGCCUGGAAUGAACAUGGGUGUUAAUCCCCUUGUUCAAUUGUUAAACCAAAAUGGUUUACAUCCAAACUGGCCAGCUGGGCUAUCAGGUAAAGCUGUGGCACAGUUAUGGAUGAAUACUGCAGAUCCUGCUAAAAUGAAUGUACAACCAACUAUACCAGAGGAGGAGGAAGUAGAUGAUGAAGAUAUGGGUGUAGCAGAAACAUAUGCUGAUUAUAUGCCUACUAAACUCAAACUUGGACGAAAGCAUCCAGACCCUGUCGUGGAAACCGCAUCAUUAUCCAGUGUUGAACCAACAGAUGUCUGGUACAAAGUAUCGAUACCGGAAGAAACGAUACGAACCGGAGCUUUAUCUGCGUUGCAGCUCGAAUCAAUAACGUACGCGUCUCAACAACACGAACAUCUAUUGCCAGACGGUACACGCGCUGGUUUUCUGAUCGGUGAUGGUGCAGGAGUUGGAAAAGGACGAACCAUAGGCGGUAUUAUAUUCGAAAAUUACUUGAAGGGAAGGAAACGCGCUAUUUGGGUUUCCGUCUCGAACGAUCUCAAAUACGACGCUGAGCGUGAUUUGAACGACAUUGGCGCGUCAAAAAUCGAGGUUCACGCGUUGAAUAAAUUUAAAUACGCGAAGAUCUCGUCAGCAGUAAAUGGCAAUGUAAAGAAAGGAGUGAUAUUCAGUACAUAUUCUGCUCUGAUCGGAGAGUCGUCGCAAAGUGGUGGAAAAUACAAGAGUCGAUUAAAACAACUUUUACAAUGGUGUGGGGAAGAUUUCGAUGGACUGAUUAUUUUCGACGAGUGUCAUCGGGCAAAGAAUUUGUGUCCCACGGGUAGCUCGAAACCUACCAAAACUGGUUUAACAGUCUUAGAGUUGCAGAACAAACUUCCCAAAGCUAGAGUAGUGUACGCUAGUGCCACAGGUGCUUCUGAACCUCGUAACAUGGCUUAUAUGGUUCGAUUAGGCAUGUGGGGCGAAGGAACACCGUUCCCCGAAUUCAGUGACUUUAUCACCGCCGUGGAGAAGCGAGGAGUCGGUGCAAUGGAGAUCGUAGCGAUGGACAUGAAACUUCGAGGCAUGUACAUUGCGAGACAGCUCAGUUUUCAUGGUGUAGCCUUUAAAAUAGAAGAAGUACCACUAUCCAAAGAUUUUACCGAAAUUUACGAUCAUUCUGUUCAACUUUGGGUGGAAGCGAUGAAAAGGUUUCAAGAAUCGGCAGAAUUAUUGGACGCGGAGAACCGUAUGAAGAAAACCAUGUGGGGACAAUUCUGGUCAUCGCACCAGCGAUUCUUUAAAUACCUGUGUAUCGCCGCUAAGGUAAAACACGCUGUCGCGGUUGCACGAGAAGCUGUGAAGUGUGGAAAAUGCGUGGUUAUCGGUUUACAAUCUACUGGUGAAGCACGCACGUUAGAACAAUUAGAGCGUGAUGACGGUGAACUCAGCGAUUUCGUUUCCACUGCAAAGGGAGUGCUUCAAACAUUGGUCGAGAAACAUUUCCCAGCGUCGGAUCGUAACCAUAUACAGCGAGUUUUGGGUAUCGACACGUCGAAGAUGCAAAGGUUAGAGGACCUGGAUGACAUCGAUGGCGCUGGCGGUUCUGCAGGCGGAAGUAAGAGGAAACCAAUACGGCAGGCUGCUCAACGAGCCUCUAAGAGAGUUCGUACGUUCCCCUCUGACGACGAUUUUACUGAUGACGAAAGGAAUGGAGGCCGCAGUUCCGAUUCGGAAUAUAAACAAAGCGGCAGCGAGAGCGAAGAUGACCAUAAGACCGACGAGGAGAGCAACAUUACUUCCGACUCUUCCUUCAAUUAUAGCGAAUCAGAUUCUGAUUCGGGAGAUGGAAGACGAAGGAAGAAGGGUGCCAAAAAGCAAAAGAAACCCGUGAAGAAACGUCCGGGAGCUGUGGCCGCUGGAGCGGCCCGUAAUCGCGCGCCAUCAAGGGACGAUGUGGAGCGUGCGUAUACUAUGAAGAAAGAGUUACUAUCUCAGAUAGAAGAUUUAGGUGACCGGUUACCACCAAAUACCCUAGAUCAGUUGAUCGACGAAUUUGGUGGACCGGAAAAUGUAGCUGAAAUGACCGGUAGGAAAGGACGAGUCGUUCAAACGGAGGAUGGAACUAUUCAGUACGAAUCUAGAUCCGAAGUAGAUGUCCCAUUGGAAACACUUAAUUUAACAGAGAAGCAGAGGUUUAUGGAUGGGGAAAAAACGGUAGCCAUUAUCUCAGAAGCAGCUAGUAGUGGUAUAUCACUGCAGAGCGAUAGACGAGCGAGAAAUCAGAUGCGACGCGUGCACAUUACUCUCGAAUUACCAUGGAGCGCAGAUAGGGCGAUACAGCAGUUUGGACGAACGCAUCGUUCCAAUCAAGUGAACGCUCCAGAAUACAUAUUUCUAAUCUCAGACUUAGCCGGUGAACGACGAUUUGCAUCAAUUGUAGCGAAGCGUUUAGAGAGUCUUGGAGCGCUUACGCAUGGUGAUAGAAGGGCUACGGAAACCAGAGAUCUCUCGCAAUUUAAUAUUGAUAAUAAAUACGGACGCGCAGCGCUUGAGGCGACAAUGAGAACUAUAAUGAAGUAUGAGCCUCCACUUGUACCGCCACCACAAGAUUACCAUGGAGAUUUCUUCAGGGAUGUAGCCGACGCAUUAGUAGGUGUCGGUUUAAUUUGCAACAGCGAAAGCACGCCCGGUGUACUCACACUAGACAAAGACUACAACAACAUGUCGAAGUUCUUGAAUCGCAUCCUCGGUAUGCCAGUCGACCUGCAGAAUCGUUUGUUCAAAUAUUUCACCGAUACAUUAAACGCAAUCGUCACGCAAGCGAAAAAGACUGGUCGUUUCGACAUGGGUAUUCUCGAUCUUGGUACUUCCGGCGAGAACGUGAAAAGGGUCAAGUUGUAUCGUUUUCUGCGAAAACACGCGACCGGAAAAGCACCAACCGAGCUUCACGUUGUUCACGUUGAACGUGGAAUGAACUGGGCCGAGGCGUUGGACAAGUGUUCUGAGUUAACUGGAUCCAAGGAAGGUUUCUACUUGAGCCAUCAAAUCCGUAAUGGAAAACAGACUGCAAUCCUUGCAGUCGCUGUGGAUACUGGGAAAAAGAAAUCUGAAAACAAAAAAGAUCAACUAUUCAUGGUUUAUAGGCCAAAUACAGGAUUACAAUUAAGGCAAGAAACUUUAGGCGAAUUAGAGAAGAAGUACAAGAAGGUAUCUUCAGACGAGGCGGAACCACAUUGGUCGCAACAGUACGAAGCGUCUGUGGAUACAUGUUCGCACGCAUACUGGCGUGGUAAUUGUAAAAAUGCAACACUUGGUAUGGACUGUGAGGUUGGACUCCGGAGGCGUUCCUAUAAUGUCUUAUCAGGUUCAGUGCUAAGCGUAUGGAGUCGAGUGGAGAGUAUUCUUGCGACACGUUCUGGUCACAAUUCUAAGAUGCAAGUUGUACGCUUACGAACUGAUGAAGGUUUAAAAAUAGUUGGUACCCUUAUUCCAAAGUCCUGCAUGGAGAUACUACGUCAAGAAUUGUCAUCCGAUUCUGAAAAUACCGAAGAACUUACAUUUUGAACAUUUCGUUAAUUCGCUUUUAUAGAACAGGACCAAAAGAAGCGAUCGAUGCGAAU